GCGAGCGAGGCGAGUCUGGCUGCUCGGGUUCUUUCACCUCCCCGGAGUGGGGCUGGGACGGGCUUGGGGAUGGACCAUUCCCGGCUGGGACCAGAACCUUAACCCUGAGGGCCAGAGCUGAGGCUUUCUCCCCCAAGGCGGGAGUGAGCCUGGACCCUUUGGUCCAAAGCCGAGGCACGGCCCGUCCGGUUCUGAGUGAGACCAGCCUCUCUGCCCUCUCCCGCCGCCUCCGGGAUACAUUCUGGCCGCACACCCACUAGGACGGCUCUCCAGUUUUAAGGCCACAGCUUAGCUCUGUGCCCUUCACCUUCCCUGGGCCCACCUGCUCCCCACCCACCCACAAGCCACGUCGGGGCUCUGGGCCCUGGAAGGCUGCAGCCUGUUCCUCUCCACCCCCUCGGGAGCAGCUCCACCCCUUCCCCUCGCUGCUCCCUCAGCAGCUGUGCCCCCAGCAUCUGUCUCCAGGGCGUCCCCCCACCCCCACCCCCACCCCGCCCCGCCUUGCCCAGCUGAGCAGUUGAAGCAGACAGCCAGGCUGCCUAGAAGACUUAUUUGGUGGGGCUUCUGUGCUGAGUUGGAAACCCAGCAAAGCCUGCUCUUUCUCCCCACUAUACCCCUGACCCACGAGGCAGCCCACCCAAACCCUCAGAUCCCUGGGUUUGGCGAAUCCUGCUGAAAGUGAGCAGUAGGAGGACUCUCCAAGGCUUCCAGCUUGCCACCUGGAAGAAGGUCACUUUCUUUUGAGCAAAGGAGAUAAUAGGAGGUACCCUGCCAGUGUUCACGGCGAAGCUGGGGUGGCAUGAGCCACAGUUGCUCUGGGAGGGUUGUGGCACCUGGGGCUGGGUGGCUCGCCCUAAGCUUGCUCUGACAAAAGAGUUUUGAGUUGGUUUUUUGGAUGAGUCUGCCGAGGAAGGCAGGCUCCUGCAGGAGUCUUGGAGGGUCGGAUGCAGCGCCGGAUGAGGAUGAGGCGUGGCGGAAGAUGCGUUUGGCUCUGCAGACACUGCAUCGGGCAGCAGGGGACUCUGGGAGGCUGGUGCAGCCAGAAGGCAUGGCUCUUGACAGCCUUCUAGUAGAAUCUCUGGAAUUGUGCAUGACAGAAGAGGAAAGAAACUAACGGGUAUUGAGCACCUACUGUGUGCCAGGCCCAGGCCAGGUUCCCCCUACCACCAGCCAGUCUGUGCAGACUUGCUGCCUGCUGUGUCACCGGGAACGCAAAGGCUGGGAAGAAGGCCCUUCCCAGAACGGACUGGUGUUGCAGGGUGAGAAGCUGCCCCCUGACUUCAUGCCAAAGCUCGUCAAGAAUCUCCUAGGCGAGAUGCCUCUGUGGGUCUGCCAGAGUUGCCGAAAGAGCAUGGAGGAAGAUGAAAGGCAGACAGGUCGAGAACAUGCAGUGGCGGUAGGUAACCGCUGAGAAGGGGUCCCUGAAUGCAGGAGUGCUGCCUGCCCAGAGAAGUUAGGCUGUUGAGCUGUGGCUGCCUUGUGCUCAGGUGGCUGUCCUCAGGCAGCACCUUCGCCCAGGUGCCAAAGAGGCUGCACCCAUACAGCAUUAGCAGCUUGUGGCCCACAUUUGGGGGAAGAAAAGAGAGGUUUCAGGCAGCCCACCAGCCCCCAAGGACAGUGCACCGUGUGAUGGCCGGCGUGGAGGCACUGGUAGAUCGAGAUCCUGACCCUCCCUGUGACUGUGCUGCCUUCAGCUCUGUGGCAGCUCAAAAACCAACCAGUAGGACAUGGAAGGCAAAGGUCAGUUUGAGGGUCUGCAAUGCCUCUGUUAGAAGGCUUCCAAGAUACCCCAUCUAACUGCCAUCUCCUGAACCACAGAGCUCUCAGGACUCCCCAAAGGCCACAGCUGACAGGCAGUCUCUGCCACUACCAGAAUCUCUCAUCACAUCCACAUACUUCACUUCACAGGGAGCACCGCAGCCCCUCCUGGCAAAGGCCUGGCCCAUGUUUGCCCUUGCACCUGGAGUUGUGGGAACUGGGCCAUUCCCACAGUUGGUGGGAGGUGCCCCUGGGGAAGCCAAGGCAGCAGAGGGCCAGCCCUGAUGUUUACUGUUUUACCAUGAGCCUUUUUCUUCCCCAGAUCUCCUUGUCACACACAUCCUGCAAAUCACAGUCUUGUGGGGGUGAUUCUCAUUCCUCUUCGUCCUCCUCUUCAUCGUCCUCUUCCUCGUCCUCCUCCUGCCAUGGGAACUCAGGGGACUGGGAUCCUAGUUCGUUCCUGUCAGCACAUAAGCUCUCGGGCCUCUGGAACUCCCCGCACUCCAGUGGGGCCAUGCCAGGUGGCUCACUCGGGAGCCCUCCUACAAUCCCUGGUGAGGUUUUCCCCAUCUCGGAGCACCACCGGCACUCAGACCUCACUGCUCCACCUAACAGCCCCACCGGCCACCACCCCCAGCCAGCGCCGCUGAUCCCAUCUCACCCCGGAUCCUUUGGCUCACCACCCCACCCGCACCUGCUGCCCACCACCCCAGCAGUGCAUUUCCCUGCCCAGGUUUCAGAAUGCCCUGUUGCCGUGGCUGCUGCCCCCCACACCCCAGGGCCAUGUCAGAGCCCCCACCUUCCCUCCACCAGCAUGCCGCUCCUGAAGAUGCCUCCUCCAUUCUCGGGUUGCAGCCACCCCUGUAGUGGUCACUGCAGCGGGCACUGCAGCGGGCCCCUCCUCCCACCACCCAGCUCUCAGCAGCUCCCUAGCACUCACAGCAGGGACCCUGGGUGCAAGGGGCACAAGUUUACCCACAGUGGCCUGACGUGCCAGCUUCCCCAGCCGUGUGAGGCAGACGAGGGGCUGGGCGAGGAAGAGGACAGCAGCUCAGAGCGUAGCUCCUGCACCUCAUCCUCCACCCACCAGCGAGAUGGGAAGUUCUGUGACUGCUGCUACUGUGAGUUCUUCGGGCACAAUGCGCCACCCGCUGCCCCGACGAGUCGGAAUUAUACCGAGAUCCGAGAGAAGCUUCGCUCAAGGCUGACCAGGCGCAAAGAGGAGCUGCCCAUGAAGGGGGGCGCACUGGGCGGGAUCCCUGGGGAGCCCGCCGUGGAUCAUCGAGAUGUGGAUGAGCUGCUGGAAUUCAUCAACAGCACGGAGCCCAAAGUCCCCAACAGCGCCAGGGCUGCCAAGCGGGCCCGGCACAAGCUGAAAAAGAAGGAAAAAGAGAAGGCCCAGUUGGCAGCAGAAGCUCUGAAGCAAGCAAAUCGUAGUGUUUCUGGAAGCCGGGAGCUGAGGCCUGCCAGGGAGAGUCUUUUGGGGUGGCCCGAUCGGGAGCUGGAUCGGGUCAACAGCUUUCUGAACAGCCGUCUACAGGAGAUCAAGAACACUGUCAAGGACUCCAUCUGUGCCAGCUUCAGUAUGUGUGAGCUCAGCGUGGACAGCAAUGGCUUCUCUAAGGAAGGGGCCACUGAGCCAAAACCUCAGAGUCUAGCCCCCUCAAACCCCAGUGGCUCCUCAGAGCAAAGGCCUGACAUUAACCUUGACCUGUCCCCUUUGACUUUGGGCUCCUCUCAGAACCAUAUGUUGCAAGCUCCAGGAGAGCCAGCCCCACCAUGGGCAGAAAUGAGAAGUCCCCACCCACCAUGGACAGAGGUGAAGGGCCCCCCUCCUGGUAUCAUCCCUGAGAAUGGGCUAGUGAGGAGACUCAACACCGUGCCCAACCUUUCCCGGAUGAUCUGGGUCAAGACACCCAAGCCAGGUAACCCUAGCUCUGAGGAGCCAAGCAUAAAGGGGGCCCCUGGUUGCAAGCAGGAGCUGCCUGAGCCUGUGGCCUCAGGUGGGAAGCCACGGAAGGGCAAGAGACAGGGUAAUCAGGCCAAGAAGAGUGAGGUGAGCCCAGCUUCCCAGUCCCCAGCCUGCCUUGAGACUCCCAGUGCCAAGGGCCAGACCCCUAGCCCCAAGCAGCCAAGCAAGGCCCCAGAGCCUCCCAGAGUGGACAGCUGUGCUGAAGCUGGAGAAGGGAGCCAGGGGACCCGACCAGGACCAGGCUGGGCUGACAGCCCCAAAGCUGACAAGGAGAAGGGCAACUCCUGGCGAAACUGGCCAGGUGAAGCCAAGGCACGGCCUCUGGAGCAGGAGUCUGUACAGCCCCCAGGCCCAGCAAGGCCGCAGAGCUUGCAACAGGGCAAGGGCCGCAGCCGCCGGAGCCGCAACAAGCAGGAGAAGUCAGCCUCCUCCUUGGACGAUGUGUUCCUGCCCAAGGACAUGGAUGGGGUGGAGAUGGAUGAGACUGACCGGGAGGUGGAGUACUUCAAGAGCCCCUGCCAGAACCAGCUUAAGGGUGUCCUGAGAUCCCAACUGCCAGCCGAAGGUCUACAGUUUUCUCCGUCACAUCCCCACCUACCUGCCCAAGACCCCACUCCCCGCUCCACCAUCCUGGACCAACCAAAAGCUGAAUAGAUGCUGUUCAUGCUGGGGCCCCUCAGGACCUCCGCAGAGCCGCUUCCUGGUGCUACGCAGCCUCCACACUCAGAGCCCGGAGGCUGGGCUGGCCUGUGGGCUUGGGGGCUGAUGGUACUGCUGGCCCAACACUGCUCUUUUUGUGUUUGGUUUUUUGUUUUUGUUUUACUUGUUUUUCAAUUCUUUACUUUUGAUACUGUGAAAAAUCUUUCCUGCCGAAAGAUAAAGCAACAUUUGGACACAGA
Messenger RNA from Bubalus bubalis (water buffalo), 4629 nucleotides. It is a transcript of the gene FAM193B, whose product is annotated as family with sequence similarity 193 member B. The coding region runs from base 1760 to 4384 and encodes 874 amino acids. The transcript is spliced from 10 exons. Gene Ontology annotation, cellular component: nucleus; cytoplasm. NCBI's taxonomy places the organism in Eukaryota, Metazoa, Chordata, Mammalia, Artiodactyla, Bovidae. The record is from RefSeq and is a predicted model, not a curated record.